Messenger RNA from Cotesia glomerata, 2542 nucleotides. RefSeq lists its product as uncharacterized. The transcript is spliced from 3 exons. The record is from RefSeq and is a predicted model, not a curated record. NCBI's taxonomy places the organism in Eukaryota, Metazoa, Arthropoda, Insecta, Hymenoptera, Braconidae. Bases 299 to 2542 code for a protein of 747 amino acids.
UAUAACUAUAUACAAUAAAUUGUUGCAAUCAUAAGUUUAGAAAAAACUCAAAGGCGAUAACAAAUAAUGACACAAGUGUUUCAACAUCUUCUAUCUAGAUCAAAGAACUGUAAUUGGGAAUUCUGGUAAUUAAAACACAAUCUAUCACAGUUUUUUCCCAAUAAGCCUAAUAGCUUACGACGCACUAAAUAAUUUAUAGUCAACACGUCACAAAGACGAUUAAUAGCUUUGUUUUUGUCGAUUAUUCUCUUAUAAGACCAAGCAUUAUUUUAUUUUUAUCAGUUUCACGUUCACAAAUAUGAAGUUUAAAUCAAUUAUAUCGCUGCUAGCAAUCUUGCUGAUUUCACAAUGCAAGUCGUCAAUAAUCAAGCCUCUGGAUUAUUCUAAACUUGACCUUGAAUUAUUCGACGCUCUAAAGGAACCUGUAACCCACCGACCUUUGGUACUAGAAGACGAUGAAGAUGAUAAAAAAGAGUCUGAAUAUAAAACCAACACUCUCCGACCGACUUUUGACAUCGACGACGAAUUUGGAGGUCAACCUACUACUAAAGAUGUUCAAGAAGAUGUUGAUAAAGCUACUGAAUCAUCUACCAUGCUGAAGUCUGAUAAUAUUUCCAAGGAUCUCAACAACUUAGUUGAUGAAAACAAGCUCAAUUCUUCAGUUGUUCUAGUUGAUAAUGUAAAUCAACCUGCAUCUACAUUUACGCAUCUUCCUGUUCCCCUUCCCCUUUCCUCUCCAACGCCUUUUGUUGCUCCGGUGGAUGACGAAAUUGAAACGUCACCUAAAGUUACUACAGUUGAUGAUAAAAGUGAACCUAAGCUUCUAGUUACUUCUGUUGAUGAUAAAAAGAGACAAGACUCUUCAAUUGUUCCAGUUGAUGAUGAAAAAUCUACAUCAAUUAAAGUUUCUCCAGUUGAUGAUCGAAAAGAACCUCAACCUUCAGUUACUUCAACUGAUGAUGCAAGCAAAUCCAAAUCUUCAGUUACUUCUGUUGAUGAUAAGAAGAAACCAACCCCUUCAAUUGUUCUGGUAGAUGAUGAUGGAGAAAUGUCAUCUAAAGUUACUCCAGAUGAUAGAAGUGAACCUAGGCUUCCAGUAACUUCUGUUGAUGAUAAAAAGACAUCAACUCCUUUAAUUGUUCCAGUUGAUGAUGAAAAAUCUACAUCAAUUAAAGUUUCUCCAGUUGAUGAUCAAAAAGAACCUCAACCUUUAGUUACUUCAACUGAUGAUGCAAGCAAAUCCAAAUCUUCAGUUACUUCUGUUGAUGAUAAGAAGAAACCAACCCCUUCAAUUGUUCUGGUAGAUGAUGAUGGAGAAAUGUCAUCUAAAGUUACUCCAGAUGAUAAAAGUGAACCUAGGCUUCCAGUAACUUCUGUUGAUGAUAAAAAGACAUCAACUCCUUCAAUUGUUCCAGUUGAUGAUGAAAAAUCUACAUCAAUUAAAGUUUCUCCAGUUGAUAAUCGAAAAGAACCUCAACCUUCAGUUACUUCAACUGAUGAUGCAAGCAAAUCCAAAUCUUCAGUUAUUUCUGUUGAUGAUAAAAAGAAAUCAAACCCUUCAAUUGUUUCAGUUGAUGAUGAUAAAGAAGUGUCAUCCAAUUUCACUCCAGUUGAUGUUCUAACAAAAUUUCAACCUUCGGUUAUUUCAACUGAUAAUGAAAACAAAACAAUUCCUUCAACUACUCCAGUUGAUGACAAAAACAAAUCUAAAACUCCAGUACUUUUAAAAAAUAACGUAAGUGAAUCCGAAUCUCCAACAAUUCCGAAAAAUGAUAUGACAGCUCAAUCUUCAGAUGCUCCUAUUGAUAACAAAAAGUCUCGAAUUCAUCGAGUAGCUGUAUUCACCAACGAAGAUGAAAUGAAAUAUAUCAAUCCCUUUUCCGACAAGUUCAACAUAGAUCUUGUUGAUAUUCUUAAGUCUGACUCUGCAAAACCAAAGAACAAUGAUGACAACGAACUUAAACCCAUAAGCUUAGACAAUCCGGAUACUAAACCACCACCUAUCACAUCAGAUAACAAAGACCGCAAGUCUGGCUCAGAGAUUCCUCCUUAUGCUAAGUACAACGUGGAUCUGCUUGAUCACAAUAAACAUGGUCCGUUUCAACCAAUACCACCAGCCAUUAGCGCAUUACCACUGAUUCCACCAGCAUUUUCUCGUAUUCCUGCAAUCCCGCAAAUUCCAGACAUGUUCAUCCCCCAAAUUCCUUCUUUAUACAUUCCAAGACCUUCAGCCUUUCAAUUUCCACAAUUUCCACCACAUUUUCCGUUUGUUAGAAAUUCUCCAGCUUUAAACCACAGAACUGGACCUUUUAAUAAUCACUUUUACUACCGUCACCCAACCCAGCAAGUUCCAAUUUUCAACCAUCAUCCCUACCACCAUUAUCCAAACCAGGGAAUCAAAAAUUCCAACAAUCACCUCUAUCGUCAUUAUCUGACCCAAGAAACCAGAAAUUUCCACAAUCAUCUCUCCCACAGUUAUCGAAACAACAAAAUGCAAAAUUCCAACUAUAACCUUAACCACCUUCACCUACAAUACAAAUGA